This is a messenger RNA of Linum tenue, 2841 nucleotides long. The record is from the annotation of a GenBank genome assembly. NCBI's taxonomy places the organism in Eukaryota, Viridiplantae, Streptophyta, Magnoliopsida, Malpighiales, Linaceae.
CCGUUUUCUAUUUCAAAGCGCUGCCCUCUACUCUUUCUAAUUGGGGUUACUGUCUCAUUUAUGGUUUUCGAUUACAAGACAACCCCAAGAUUGUGUCACGGCAGUAGGGUUUUAUCAUUCUUGAUUCUCCCCAAUUAAUCAUCGAUCAAAUUCGACGUCGGCCUUCCCCAUAUCAGAAAAUGUCAAAUCCACCAUUCUGAUCUUGUUUUGGCAUAAAGAUCAGAUUGGGUUAGUAGAACAUAGGGACGCAACGAGACUAGCGGCAACCGAGCUCCAUUAGGAUUGCUUUCAACUCCUGGAGCUCUGAGUCUCCGUCUCUUCUUCUGAUCGUCUGCCUCUCGACGCUACCAAUCUCGACCUGUGCCACAGCUUGCGAAGGUCCAAGAGAAAGUUGGGAUACAAAACAAAGCGAAUGCUCUGAAGUAAAUUGUAUGUGCAACUAGUGAUUGGUGCUCCCGUUCUACUAACAUGAGCAUUGAACCUUUCAACAGGUUAGUGAAGCUAGCGGCUAGGGCGUUUUAUGAUGACUACACAACAAAGGGAGAUAAUCAACAAAAGAUUGGGCGUAGUGAUAACAGAGGAAUGGCAGUGGUGAUUCUCGAUGCUCUCACCAGACGCCAAUGGGUCAGAGAAGAGGAUCUGGCGAAGGAUUUAAAAAUACACACAAAGCAACUCCGGCGCACACUGCGGUUUUUCGAAGAAGAAAAGCUGGUUACUCGUGAUCAUAGGAAAGAGACGGCAAAAGGUGCAAAGUUAUAUACUGCUGCAGUAGCGGCUACUACUGAGGUUCACCAUGGUAAAGAAGGGGAUGAUAAGGUUAAGCUACACACGCACUCAUACUGCUGCCUGGAUUACGCACAGAUAUAUGACGUUGUCAGGUACAGAUUGCAGCGCAUGAGGAAGAAAUUGAGGGAUGAAUCGGAAGGGAAAAAUACAAUUCAAGAGUAUGUGUGCCCCAACUGCGGGAGAAGAUACAAUGCUCUGGAUGCCCUGCGAUUGGUUUCCAUGGAAGAUGAAUUUUUCCAUUGUGAAAAUUGCAAUGGUGAACUUGUGGCAGAGAGCGAUAAGUUAUCUGUUCCAGAAGGAGGAGAUGCAGAUGAUAAUGCAAGGAGGAGGAGGCGCGAAAAAAUAAAGGACAUGCUUCAGAAAAUGGAUGUAUGUUUUCCUCUCUAGCUAUUCAGUUUGACUGUGCUGCUUGUAGGUGUAGAUUGCUGUCAUGCUGAUCAUGCAAAGAGGACAUGCAGUGAUGUUGAUGUGAAUUCAGAAAAAUGCAUAUUGUCAAUAAUAAUUCAUAUCUCUAGGGUAGUGUACAUUAGUGAAGUGGGUUCGAUUUAAUGUGUAGUUUCCGAAAUCUGCCUUAAACCCUCUCCCCAUGUGUCCCUAUAGACAUGAAUCAUAGAGGCCCCAGUUUUUUCAUACUGUUUUCUUUCUUUCUAGUAGUUAAGAUUUGGCAAUGUUAAGAUUUGGGUGUUUUAUUAUUUUAUUAUUUUUGCGAAUAACAGAUACUCUAGUUCUUCAGAGUCAACGUGUUUUUGUUUCAGAACAAGAUUAGAAAGGUAGGACUGGAAUGGAAUGCGUUUCGUUUUUAUGGUGACGUUGGCUUCACAGUCACUAGAUAACCCUUCUUGACUAAAUUGUUGAGUACUUCCUUACAUUCAUAUAGAAGUACUUGUUGAAUUGUCAAAUGUAUCCUUUAUCUCAAAUCAUUGCAAUUUUAAAAUGAUUUUUAUGGGCCAUUAGUUUUUUCACACAUUUAGUGUGAGGCUAUGCAUUUAGAGUUACUGGAACAUAUCCUUUCAUCGUGUUCAUAUUUUAACUUUCACGUGGUGGGCAUAUAAAUGGUAACAGACACAACUUAAGCCACUAAUUGAGCAACUGAACCUAGUGAAAGAUAUUCCUAUUCCUGAGUUUGGAAAUCUCCUAGCAUGGGAGGCUAGAGCAAGUGCUGCUGGUCGUGCUGGAAAUGGAUCUAAUUCAAAUGAUCCUUCAAAGUCAUCACAAGGAUAUGGUGGAGUACCAUUGCUAUAUCUUGGGGAGACGAAGGUUGAGGUGGCUUUUUCUGGUGUUGAUGGCAAGGAAGAGGAUGCCAAAUCUGUAAGUGCAGGCGUAGGGCUAAAAGUAUUACCACCAUGGAUGAUAAAACAAGGAAUGAACCUCACAGAGGAGCAACGAGGAGAGGUGAAGCAGGAGUCCAAGAUGGAUGGCAGCUCAUCAUCAGGGUUCUCAGAUGACAAGAAAACUGUCUCUGAAGAUGAUGAGAAAAAGAGUUUACAGGACGAGUACGCGAGAGCUUAUUAUGCUGCGAUCUUGGAGCAACAAGCAGCGCUAGAAGCUGCAAAUAAGCAACAGGAGGUGCUGGAAACUUCAGAUUUGAAUGGUCCUUAUGAAUCCUCGCCACAACGUCAAGUCGGGAUGAAGUUCAAACGUGAAGACAAUGAGGGAGAUGAUGAUGUCGACUGGGAAGAGGCCCCACUGGGAGGUAACGAGACAAGCGAAAGUUACAGGGUGCAUGAUUUGAACGAGGAAGCAAAGGCUACUCCAGAGGACGAGGAUGAUGAUAUAGACUGGGAAGAAGGGUAGUUGAAAGCCGAUGGACCUAAACACUGCUGUUCUUGGAGCAGAAGAUGCGCUACUCAUUGACUUCCUGAGCGCGUUGCAUUCUUUCGAAUAAAACACAGCAAUACAGCUCAAGUUUUAUUCUUGUCUUUCGAGAUGAAUUAAGGGGUGGAUUGUAUGUUUGGUCACUCGGUUUAUCAAUAUAUUAUGGUUACUUAACAAUUGGCAUUAAGAACGACCAAAAAAAUGCCUUUUUUUUUACACCAUUGCAUUGGUCCAUGCCUC